AUGGCCUCUUCUGCCUCCAGUGGGCAGCUUCCGGGGACGCUUCUCUGCGAUCCUGACCUCGGCGGCCAGGUCCGCCAGCCCCGAGCCGCCGAGUCACACGCGCUUUCCGCCUACCCCGAGCGUCGCAGGCGUGCGCCACGCGCGGCGGGCUCCUCUCCCCUCUGGACCCUGACGUCCCUCCCUUCUGCCUCCUUGGGCGCGCCUGGGCCCCGCGGUGUAGCGGGAGUGACCGAGGAGGCGUCUCUUCGUUCUUUCGGCUCCACGUGUCCAGGUCUCUCAAAACGGGCCCAGAUCUUCCAGUAUUCGCUCCCGCCUCCGUCUCCCCUGCCCUCCUCCCCAGAGCUGGCUCAUUACUCUCGUUCGUCCGCCCGCCAGUGGCUGCAUUCCGGCGCCAGCUCUCGAGAGAUGCUCAACGCCCGGUGCCGGGUGCCCGAGCUACGGGACCGGCAAGGGCGGACUUUGUCCUCCGCGCGGGGAAGCCGGCGUUCCGGGGCACGUGCUCUGUCUGGGCUGGCUGCCGCGAAGUCUGCCUUGCCCAGGGCACUGGUGCGAACCCCGCGCUCCCCACCCGUGGUCCAAGAAGGAGCCAAGGCCCGGCUCCAGGGAGCAGACCUGGGCUCCGGCCAAGUUCUUCCACCCGUUGGAUCCGGUCAGGAUGUGCUCAGAUUGUCCUGGGAGGACAGCCGACUUGAGAAACAUGGCAGACAUCCGAACAAGAGCCCUGACAGAGAGCUGCAGGCAGGCAAGCCAAUUUUUUCAGUUGAUAUUCAUCCCGAUGGGACCAAGUUCGCAACUGGAGGACAAGGGCAGGAUUCUGGGAAGGUUGUGAUCUGGAAUAUGUCUCCAGUCCUCCAGGAGGAUGAUGAGAAGGAUGAAAAUAUUCCCAAGAUGCUUUGCCAGAUGGACAAUCACUUAGCAUGUGUGAACUGUGUGCGGUGGUCAAACAGUGGGAUGUAUUUAGCUUCUGGGGGAGAUGACAAACUGAUUAUGGUGUGGAAGCGGGCUACGUAUAUUGGACCCAGCACUGUGUUUGGAUCCAGUGGUAAGCUUGCCAAUGUGGAGCAGUGGCGUUGUGUCUCUAUCCUCCGAAGUCACUCAGGUGAUGUAAUGGAUGUAGCAUGGUCUCCCCAUGAUGCCUGGCUAGCCUCAUGCAGCGUGGAUAACACUGUCGUCAUCUGGAACGCCGUGAAGUUCCCAGAAAUUCUUGCAACUCUGAGAGGUCAUUCUGGUUUGGUGAAGGGGUUGACUUGGGACCCUGUUGGUAAAUAUAUUGCCUCUCAAGCUGACGACCGCAGCCUGAAGGUGUGGAGAACACUGGACUGGCAGUUAGAGACCAGCAUCACCAAGCCUUUUGAUGAGUGUGGUGGGACAACCCAUGUGCUGCGGCUCAGCUGGUCACCUGAUGGGCAUUACUUGGUAUCUGCCCAUGCCAUGAACAACUCUGGCCCCACUGCCCAGAUCAUUGAACGGGAAGGAUGGAAAACUAACAUGGACUUCGUGGGGCACCGGAAAGCUGUGACUGUUGUGAAAUUCAACCCAAAAAUAUUCAAAAAGAAGCAGAAGAAUGGGAGUUCUACAAAGCCCAGCUGCCCAUACUGCUGCUGUGCUGUUGGCAGCAAGGACCGCUCGCUCUCUGUCUGGCUCACGUGUCUGAAACGGCCUCUGGUUGUCAUCCAUGAGCUGUUUGACAAAUCCAUUAUGGAUAUAUCUUGGACUCUGAAUGGGCUGGGUAUCCUGGUAUGUUCUAUGGAUGGUUCUGUGGCAUUCCUCGACUUCUCCCAAGAUGAGCUUGGAGACCCCCUAAGUGAGGAAGAAAAGAGCCGCAUUCACCAGUCGACCUAUGGCAAAAGCCUGGCCAUCAUGACCGAGGCUCAGCUCUCCACUGCUGUCAUCGAGAACCCUGAGAUGCUCAAGUAUCAACGGAGGCAGCAACAGCAGCAGCUGGACCAAAAAGGCGCCACAGCCAGAGAGACGGCCUCAGCCUCCUCAGUCACAGGUGUUGUUAAUGGAGAAAGUCUGGAAGACAUCAGGAAGAAUCUUUUGAAGAAACAAGUUGAGACUCGGACAGCAGAUGGUCGGAGAAGAAUCACACCUCUCUGCAUAGCACAGCUGGACACUGGGGACUUCUCCACCGCCUUCUUUAACAGCAUCCCGCUCUCAGGCUCUCUCGCGGGCACCAUGCUAUCUUCUCAUAGUCAGCAGCUACUGCCCCUGGACCCCAGUACCCCCAACUCCUUCGGCGCCUCGAAGUCUUGCACAGAGCCUGUGGCAGCCACCAGUGCCAGACCUGCAGGCGAGUCUGUCAGUAAGGACAGUAUGAAUACUACCUCUACUCCUGCUGCAUUGUCACCUUCUGUGUUAACGACCCCAUCCAAGAUUGAGCCCAUGAAAGCAUUUGACUCCCGAUUCACAGAGCGUUCCAAAGCCACACCAGGUGCUCCUUCCUUGACCAGUGUGACUUCAGCAGCUGUAGAAAGGUUGAAAGAGCAGAACCUUGUAAAAGAGCUGAGGCCCCGGGACCUUUUGGAAAGCAGCAGUGACAGCGAUGAAAAGGUCCCUUUGACCAAGCCUUCCUCACUGUCCAAGCGCAAACUUGAGCUCGAGGUAGAAACAGUGGAAAAGAAGAAGAAAGGGCGCCCUAGGAAAGAUUCCCGCCUGCUGCCCAUGUCUCUCUCUGUCCAGUCCCCAGCUGCCCUAACUGCGGAAAAAGAGGCCUUGUGUCUGUCUGCACCAGCACUUGCACUGAAGCUGCCGAUUCCAGGCCCUCAGAGAGCAUUCACCCUCCAGGUGAGCUCUGACCCUUCCAUGUACAUCGAGGUGGAGAAUGAAGUGACCGCUGUUGGGGGGGUGAAGCUGAGCCGCCUGAAGUGCACCCGGGAAGGGAAGGAGUGGGAGACAGUGCUCACCAGCCGGAUCCUCACUGCCGCUGGCAGCUGCGACGUGGUGUGUGUCGCCUGUGAGAAGAGGACGCUGUCGGUCUUCUCCACCUGUGGCCGCCGCCUGCUCCCUCCCAUCCUCCUGCCGUCCCCCAUCUCUACUCUGCACUGCACAGGCUCCUACGUCAUGGCGCUCACGGCUGCAGCCACACUGUCUGUCUGGGAUGUUCACAGGCAAGUGGUUGUGGUGAAAGAAGAGUCUCUACACUCCAUCUUGGCAGGAAGUGAUAUGACAGUAUCACAGAUCUUGCUGACACAGCACGGAAUCCCAGUGAUGAACCUGUCUGAUGGGAAGGCGUACUGCUUUAAUCCGUCACUCUCUACGUGGAACCUGGUUUCUGACAAGCAAGACUCAUUGGCCCAGUGUGCAGACUUUAGGAGCAGCUUGCCAUCCCAGGACGCCAUGCUGUGCUCAGGACCGUUAGCCAUAAUCCAGGGCCGCACCUCCAACUCUGGGAGGCAAGCUGCCCGGCUCUUCUCCGUGCCUCACGUGGUACAGCAGGAGACCACACUGGCCUACCUAGAGAACCAGGUUGCAGCAGCACUCACUCUGCAGUCCAGCCAUGAGUACCGCCAUUGGCUCCUCCUCUACGCACGGUACCUUGUCAACGAAGGGUUUGAAUACCGACUCCGAGAAAUAUGCAAGGACUUACUGGGUCCCGUUCACUGCUCCACUGGAAGCCAGUGGGAGUCAACAGUAGUGGGUCUGCGGAAGAGGGAGUUGCUGAAGGAGCUGCUGCCAGUCAUCGGGCAGAACCUCCGUUUCCAGCGUCUCUUCACCGAGUAUCAGGAGCAGCUCGACAUCCUGAGAGACAAGUAGCCUUCUCUGGCUCGCCUGUGCUGCAGCAAGAGCAGGGCCGCACUCCCACCAUUCAUGAUGCCCGGAGCCACCUGUUACCUGGCCGGCUGCA
Fukomys damarensis (Damara mole-rat) is the source of this 3847-nucleotide messenger RNA. RefSeq names its product protein HIRA. Gene Ontology annotation, biological process: chromatin remodeling; regulation of DNA-templated transcription; DNA-templated transcription. The coding region runs from base 1 to 3756 and encodes 1251 amino acids. The record is from RefSeq and is a predicted model, not a curated record. The transcript has 28 exons. Gene Ontology annotation, cellular component: HIR complex; nucleus. Lineage: Eukaryota; Metazoa; Chordata; Mammalia; Rodentia; Bathyergidae. Gene Ontology annotation, molecular function: protein binding; nucleosome binding.